Messenger RNA from Neltuma alba, 426 nucleotides. RefSeq lists its product as uncharacterized. The transcript has 2 exons. Bases 1 to 426 code for a protein of 141 amino acids. Lineage: Eukaryota; Viridiplantae; Streptophyta; Magnoliopsida; Fabales; Fabaceae. The record is from RefSeq and is a predicted model, not a curated record.
AUGGAUUCCAGCUCCGACCAUCUUCUGAUCUUCUUCCUACUCUUCUCGUACCACAACCUCAACGGCCUGGCCAUGGCGACAUCAGAUGAGAGUUUGAUCAGCACACUGUGCAGCAAAACAGAAGAGCCAAGAGGGACACAACCUUUCUGCGACACAUUCAAGCUUCUUCAGAAUGCAAUGGGCGAGUCAAAGAGAAUCCUUCAUGAUUGUACUCAGCAUUCACUUCUAGCACAGAAACAGUUUCCACCUGUUGCUCACUAUGUUCAAGAGGGUCACUAUGACAGUGCUAUAAAGGCUUCAGUCAUUUACUGUUUGAAGCUGUUCGAACAAACUCCAGAAUUGCCUGUGCCGCAACAGGUCUUGGCUGGCACUGUAGCCUCAAACCAAACCUGUAGAAAUGCUGUUGAAAUCCUGAGUUCUAUAUGA